GGCGAGUACCUGGACAUGAAAGAUCAGUCAUGCAAACCAUGUACAGAGGGCACGUAUUCUCUGGGCACUGGCAUCAGGUUCGAUGAAUGGGAUACACUGCCCCAUGGCUUUGCCAACAUAGCAACCAACCUUGAAAUCGAUUACAGCUCCAAAGAGUCCUUGGAAAACUGCACCAUGUCGAAGUGGGUUCCCAUGGGAGAUUUCAUUGCCUCCAACACAGAUGAGUGCACAGCCACUCUCAUGUAUGCUGUUAAUCUCAAGCAAUCUGGCUCUGUCUCCUUUGAGUACAUCUAUCCAGACAGCAGCAUUGUCUUCGAGUUCUUUGUUCAGAAUGACCAGUGCCAGCCAACAGUGGAGGAGUCACGAUGGAUGAAGACCACAGAAAAAGGGUGGGAGAUACACACUGUGGAGCUGAGCCGUGGCAACAAUGUCCUCUACUGGAGAACAACAGCUUUCUCUGUGUGGUCCAAAGCUCCCAAGCCUGUGUUGGUGAGGAACAUUGGGAUUACAGGAGUGGCCUACACUUCAGAAUGCUUUCCUUGUAAGGCAGGCACCUACACUGCCAAGUCAGGUUCUUCCUUCUGCCAACAGUGCCCAGCAAAUUCCUACUCUGGCAAGGGAGCGACAUCCUGCCACCAGUGUGAGCCCACUAUGUACUCAGAACCAGGUUCUGCAGCAUGCAAACCUCGCCCAGCCUGCACAGAUAAGGAUUAUUUUUAUACUCACACAGCCUGUGAUACAAACGGAGAGACCCAGCUAAUGUAUAAAUGGGCUGAGCCAAAGAUCUGCAAAGAGGAUCUCCCCAGCGCUGUUUCAUUGCCCCCUUCAGGUGUGAAAAUGAUGUGCCCACCAUGCAACCCUGGGUUUUUCAAGACAAAUGCCAGCACCUGUGAGCCCUGUGCAUAUGGAUCAUACUCUAAUGGGUCUGGCUGCAUCAACUGCCCAGUUGGGACUGAGCCGGUGCUAGGCUUUGAAUACAAGUGGUGGAACAUGUUGCCAGCUAACAUGGAGACAACAGUCCUCAGUGGAAUCAGUUUUGAAUAUAAAGGAAUGGCAGGGUGGGAAGUGGCUGGCGACUACAUUUACACAGCAGCAGGAGCCUCUGAUGAUGACUUCAUGAUUUUGACCUUGGUAAUUCCUGGAUUUAGCCCCCCACAAUCAGUGGCAAAGGACUCAGAAAACAAGGAGAUAGCAAGAAUCACAUUUGUCUUUGAAACUAUCUGCAGUGUGAAUUGUAAGCUUUAUUUCAUGGUGGGUAUGAAUUCCAAAACUGAUACAGCUGUGGAGACCUGGGCUGGCCCUAAGGGAAAGCAGUCCUACACAUACAUCAUUGAGAAAAAUGCUACGAUGAGCUUCACAUGGGCGUUCCAGAGGACAGCGUACCAUGAAGCAGGUAGAAAAUACACAAACAAUGUUGCCAGGCUGUACUCCAUCAACGUGACCAAUGCCAUAGAUGGUGUUGCUUCUUACUGCCGCCGGUGUGCUUUGGAAUCUUCGGGCUCAUCCUGUACCUCCUGCCCAGCUGGGCACUACAUUGACAGAGACUCUGGUGGCUGCUAUGCAUGCCCACCAAAUACUUAUCUGAAAGUUCACCAGCCCUAUGGCAGUCAGGCCUGCAUCCCUUGUGGCCCUGGUACAAAAACCAACAAGAUCCAUUCUCUCUGUUACAACGACUGUCACUUCUCAGUCAGCGUGGAAGGCAGGACUCUGGAAUAUGAUUUCUCAGCCUUGGCCAAUACCACAUCCUUUUUAGGGGACCCAAGUUUUACCUCAAAAGGGCUGAAGUAUUUUCAUCACUUCAACAUCAGCCUCUGUGGCAAUCAUGGAAGAAAGAUGGCUACCUGCACAGACAAUGUCACAGACAUCCGGAUCCUGGGCAAGGAGGCAGAGUCUUCCAAAUCAGCUACCUCCUAUGUAUGCCAAUCCAUCAUUGUCCCCUCUGAAAUGAUGGGUUACAAAACAAUAGUGUCUUCACAGCCUGUGAGCCUUGCAGACCGCUUAGUAGGAGUAACAACAGAGUCUACCCUGGACAAUAUAACUUCUCCUGCUGACCACUUCCCUCCUGGGAAUGUGGGCUUAUCAGAUGUGAUAUUCUUUUUUAGAUCCAAUGAUGUGACCCAGACUUGUAAUAAUGGGAGAGCCACUGCCGUCAGAGUAAGAUGUGAUCCUCUUAAGUCCCCUGGAAGCCUGUCUGUGCCAAACAAGUGUCCUGAAGGAACCUGUGAUGGGUGCACUUUCUACUUCUUAUGGGAGACAGUUGAAGGCUGUCCUCUCUGUUCUACAGAUGAUUACCAUGCCAUCAUCAGUGCCUGUGUAGGAGGAAUUCAGAGAACCACGUAUGUGUGGCGAGAGCCAAAGCUGUGUGCAGGUGGCAUUUCCCUCCCAGAGCAAAAAGUCAGCAUCUGCAAGACCAUGGACUUCUGGCUCAAAGUGGGCAUCUCAGCGGGGACCUGUGCUGCUGUCCUUCUGACUGUCCUGACUUGCUAUUUCUGGAAGAAAAACCAGAAGCUAGAGUAUAAAUAUUCCAAGCUGGUGAUGAAUUCGAGUGCCAAGGAUAGUGAGCUGCCUGCUGCUGACAGUUGUGCCAUUAUGGAGGGAGAAGAUGUAGAAGAUGACCUGAUAUUCACAAGCAAGAAUUCUCUCUUUGGCAAAAUAAAGGCUUUCACUACUAAGAGAACAUCUGAUGGUUUUGACUCUGUUCCGCUGAAGACCUCAUCUGGAACCACAGACAUGGACCUUUAG
This is a messenger RNA of Gekko japonicus, 2742 nucleotides long. RefSeq names its product KIAA1324 ortholog (gene ELAPOR1). The record is from RefSeq and is a predicted model, not a curated record. Gene Ontology annotation, biological process: autophagosome assembly; positive regulation of vacuole organization. The transcript is spliced from 20 exons. NCBI's taxonomy places the organism in Eukaryota, Metazoa, Chordata, Lepidosauria, Squamata, Gekkonidae. Gene Ontology annotation, cellular component: late endosome; lysosome; extracellular exosome. The coding region runs from base 16 to 2742 and encodes 908 amino acids.